Molecule: messenger RNA, 3066 nt
Organism: Sycon ciliatum
Lineage: Eukaryota; Metazoa; Porifera; Calcarea; Leucosolenida; Sycettidae
Product: tectonic-like complex member MKS1
Exons: 20
Coding region: 369-2267 (632 amino acids)
Biological process (GO): cilium assembly
Cellular component (GO): MKS complex
Source: RefSeq, a predicted model, not a curated record
UGUUUCAGAAGAAGGUGUUCCGCGCUGUUCGUUGCUUUUUCAUUGAUUAGAACACGAGUGUUCCGGCCUCAUCAGCUCAUGGUUCUCCGGCCUUGUUCGUUCCCACAACGAAUUACUUGCGGUGCACGGGUCGGUGUAAUUACGUAUCUACUAGCUACUGAAGACAGUAGUGCUUGCUGUUAGCUUAGCGGUCAGGGAGUGAAGGAACUUUGUAGCAAGUCACUGGAGAGUUACCCAUGCAGCUGCUGGGAGUCUCUCACUCUCUCAUACUUGUUAGUAUUGCUCAUGUACCUGAACCAGCGCUGUAGUGUGGUGUGGUAGCAUAAAUACGUGGUCACGGUAGUGGCUUGGCUUGGCUUGGCUUGGUCAUGGCUGCUAUCAAUCCUAUGGACAGGGCGGUGACGUCCGUACACGAGUUACCGCUAGCUCACUAUCGCAGUCGUGACCCAGUGAAGAACUUGAAGAUCAGAGUUACCUUGAAACGAGCCACCCGCGUGGGAAGAUUGGUCUCCAAUAUUGCCUCCAACAUUGGCUUGGCAGGAGAAGGUAUCUCUACCAGCGCCGUACCAGCAGGCAGCACAGAAACACCGGGGGCAGGCAAAGCAGGCACAGGCAACCAAGAGCAGCAGCAGCAGCAGGCGGUGCAGCCGGAACAGUCACAAGCUGCUGUUGAGAGUGGUGAUAACGACGACUAUACAUUCUCCUGGCAAGAGAAGUUGUUUUCCAGGAGAGAAGAAGAUGCAUACAGUGAUCGUAAUCGUUGUAUCCUGCCUAAAGAUGUCACCUAUCAUAACCUACUGAAUCAGACACGCGAAAGGUACGGAGGAAAGAGGCCAACUCACCACCUGUUUACCUAUGUGGAUCAUGACAACUUCACGGACAAUGAAGAAUUCCAGCGCCAGUCAACGACAUCGCCCAAUGAAGAGCCAUCAUUUUUGGCAGAGCGUUUGAUGACAGUCCGUCGACGUCAUCUAGAGGGGCACAUUGAUACUGCACGUCCGAGCCGUGACAGCUGUGGACGCAUACAGCCGAUUGCCACGUGGAAGACCGACACCAGGCUAGGAGUGGCACACACGACACCGACACGAUGUCAGUGCAUGCACAUCAUGGCCGACCUCACUCCCAAUCAUUUAGAACCAACUCCUCAGGAUGAGUACAUCUUGUGCACAUUGAAGAUCAAUGCCAAUGGUGUUCUUUCCGUGCAACCAGAGUUUACUUGUAGUAGCUCUGUGAGCACAGAGGUACGCCGCACUUCGACAUCAGUAGAGCACAAGAAGUCCUACCUCAUAGAGUCCAGACACCAGGAGCUGUUUGAAUUCACCGUGGAACAUGUUUCCCUGGAGACUGAUAAGGAGACUGAUCAAAAGGAGAAGGAGUUGAUGAAAGAGGUGUAUCGUCGGCGCACAGACUUGCUAUCAAGUGUUGUCGGCGAGGAGUUCUGUGAACCAGUUAGUACAGCCUGCAUUCAAUAUAAUGUACCGGCUCCAGCUGACAUACUAAUCUGUACUUUAUGUCCAAGGCACUCUAUAUCCAAGCCUAAUGCGGACAGUGCACGGAUAGUCCUUCUUGGAGAGAUUGUUUCGGCUGAGCAAUUUGACUCCAGCUCCCUGUUUGUGCACUACUUGAUCAACCUACCGGAAGGUUGGUACGUCACUGACAAGAACUGUCUCUCUGGCUCCACACAGUUGGCAUCAACCAGUUUCUGGGACUGGAGUGGUCUAGUCACGUUUGCCUUGCCGUUGGACAUUGAGUUUAUCUACUGCGACUUGGCUAGAUCAGAAGAUCAACUCAUCCAAUGGCCGGAGAUAUUCUUUGAAGUUUGCUCAAUUGACUUUUGGUCUCGGCAACAUGUGGAGGGAUACUCAAGUUUGAGAAUCCCCGACACCCCGGGUAUGCACGAGUUCCAGCUCAACUCCUGGCGUCCAAUCAACAGUUCCAGCAAAGCGUUGAUGCAGGAGUUCUUUGUUGGUGGUACACCGCAGCUACAAGAUCUAACCUACACAUCUGUUCUCAAGUCUUCAAAGGAGAAUGGACGCCUGAGUAGGUAUGGAUUCAAAACGGAAACAACCGGUCGUCUGAACCUGCGUAUGAGCUGCGUGCACCAGAGCUGUUUGAUCCGUGAGCGACAAAAGCAGCAGAAGAUACUGCAAAUGGCUCAGAGUAGCAAGGCCUCAUCCUCUGCAGGCAGUUCUUCCAUGCAGGGAGUCCUAGAGGCAUUCCAGCUUGCCAAGAAGCGUAUGCAGCGAGCGAGGCAAGGCCUGCUAUGAUCUUCUGCAACGUUCACCAGCAUUGUACUGGUGAAGGUAGCAUUAUCACCAUGGUGGCCAAUGCAAGUUACAUGUAUAUCCAGCAAAUGUACAGACAGUACACACACUGUGUACGUACACAUGUACAGACAGUACACACACUGUGCACGUACACAUGUACAGACAGUACACAGUGUGUACGUACAUGUACACAUGUACAGACAGUACAGGGGACCACCGACCCUCUAUGGAUGAUGAUCGCGAUGUGGUCAACUUGGACUUGUUGCGAUGGUAAUGUAUGAGCAUUCAAAUGAUUGCUCCUUGAACACAACAUGAUACUUUAUGCAGUUCCGCCGGAAUUCCAAUGGCUGAACAUGGCGUGAUGACUCUCUGAACUAUUUUAUCCACAGGGGAGCGUGAGCUCUUUCUUUCUCUCUCUCUCAGGAAUCGACAGUUUUGUGAUUAGUUAGGACUAAUCAUUAUUUUGAAAUAACACUGUUGUCUACUGAUAGGGUCCAGCGGAUUCUGCCGGCAGAAAAAUUGGCAGAAUUCGGUACUUUUUCUGGUAAGUUUCAUGCAUGUUUGGUAUGUGGAUAAAGAAAUGGAGCAGAAUUCGAGGAAUUGCCCGCCAUAAGGUUUGUAUGGUUCUGCCAAUUUUACUGCUUUUCGAGCAGAAUCCGCCACCUUUUCGAGCAGAAUCCGCCGGUCCCUAUCUAUUGAUAGGUUGCACAGACCGACCUGGUUCUACCACUAGGACCUGCCGGUAGGUCCAUCAUACACAGACAUGCUGCAUGCAGGGUUCUAGCCAAAGGGGGCGGAG